AUGUGGCUGUGCCUCGUGGCCCUGUGUUUGGUCCUGGGAGUGAGUGAUGCUGUUGUGCUUAAAAGARCGAGCCAUGAGAACCCGGAGCAGUUCAUGAACAUAAGCCAGAAGAUCAAUUUCCAUGCGUAUCCCAAUGAGGAAUAUGAAGUAUUGACAGAAGAUAGCUAUUUUCUCACUAUGAACCGCAUUCCUCACGGCAGAGGGGAUGCGAGGAACACAGGACCCAGGUCCCCAGUGUUGAUAGUACAUGGCUUUAGUUUAGAUGGUGGCGACUGGGUGGACAACCUCCCCAGUACCAGCYUGGCCUUCAUCCUCGCAGACGCAGGAUAUGACGUUUGGUUAGGGAACAACAGGGGGAACAGCUGGUCCCGGAGACACCUGAACCUCUCCACYGACCAAGAGGAAUUCUGGGAUUUCAGUUUCCAUGAGAUGGCCAUAUAUGACCUCCCAGCAAUGAUAAACUUCAUUCUGCAGAAGACUGGACAGCAAAAGCUGUACUACAUUGGCCAUGCUCAAGGCAAUUCUCUUGGUUUCAUAGCAUUUUCGAGCAUGCCACAGCUGGCUGAGAAGAUCAAGUUGUUCUUUGGUUUGGCUCCUCUGUACACUUUUCACCAAGUUAAAGGUCCUGUUUUAAAACUUGCAUUUUUACCAGACACACUACUAAAGGUGUUAUUUGGAAGAAAACAACUGACUCUGGUGGGAAUGAACGAGAGAGCUGCUCUUGCCAAGCUGUGCAGCAAUCUGGUAACUGGCAAAGUUUGUGAAAAUGAGAUUUUUCUUAUUGGUGGAUAUAAUAAGAAGAACUUAAAUCUGAACCGACUGGAUGUAUACUUAGCACACUUUCCAGACUACACUUCAGUAAAAACUCUUCUCCACUGGGGACAGACUGCCAAGACUGGGGAGUUCAAGCAGUUUGACUACGGGGAGAAGAACCAGGAGAAAUACAACCAGUCCACCCCUCCUUUUUACAUGAUAGAAAACAUGACUGUGCCGACGGCCCUGUGGAGCGGCGGGCAGGACUGGGUGAAUCCCCCUGCAGAGACCGAGCGCCUGCUGCCCCGCAUCACUAACCUCAUUCGUCACGAGCACUUCCCUGACUGGAACCACUUUGACCACCACUGGGGCCAGGAUGCCCCUCAGCGCAUGUACAGAAAGAUUGUUGAUCUGAUGAAGAAGAAUCCAUGA
Nothoprocta perdicaria is the source of this 1185-nucleotide messenger RNA. RefSeq names its product lipase member M-like. Gene Ontology annotation, molecular function: hydrolase activity, acting on ester bonds. The transcript has 9 exons. The coding region runs from base 1 to 1185 and encodes 394 amino acids. The record is from RefSeq and is a predicted model, not a curated record. Lineage: Eukaryota; Metazoa; Chordata; Aves; Tinamiformes; Tinamidae.